This is a messenger RNA of Eurytemora carolleeae, 1997 nucleotides long. RefSeq lists its product as uncharacterized. The transcript is spliced from 20 exons. Bases 83 to 1276 code for a protein of 397 amino acids. NCBI's taxonomy places the organism in Eukaryota, Metazoa, Arthropoda, Copepoda, Calanoida, Temoridae. The record is from RefSeq and is a predicted model, not a curated record.
UCAAACAUCAAAGUUUAAUUGUAAAAAAUUAAUGUUCUCUGAAGGAUUUUAUAUUUGAAAUUAGUGAUUUUUGGCAAACAAAAUGAAUUUCAUUUUGCAGUUUUUAUUCUUUGUUGCAGGAUCUGUCAUAGGAGAGGAUUUUUAUGAUUGGGACAAAGAAAUUCAAGAUUCUGGUCUUCAAUAUCAAAUCAGCUUGCAUGAGGACCCAGUGCUGCUCAUAUCCAAGAAUAAGACAUUGGCUGUUGAGGCAGUAAAUAUGGAGAGUAACAAUAACGUUGCAGCUAAAUUGUUCAGAGGACGGUUAUAUGUUGGAUGGCGAACUGCUCCUGUACAUUUUGCUUCUGUUGAAACCAGACUUCAUAUUGUUUCCUCAGGUAAUAAUGGAUCUACCUGGGAAUAUGAACAAACUAUUUUCCUUGGCUCUGAUCUCAGAGAACCAUUUUUUGUUGAGGCCGAGGGCAAUCUUUUAUUUUACUUUUUCCAGGGAGGCAGCAAUCCUUUAGAUUUUGAACCGAAGGCCUUGUAUCAAAUGUUGAGAUUAGAGAAUGGUUUAUGGACUGAACCUGUGGUUUUUGGUCAUGAGGGGGAGGUUAUCUGGGAGGUUGUUGAACAUAAUGGAACUUUGUACAGUCAAAGUUACAGUGGAGACUAUAGCACUCCUGGAGAUGCAGAGGAUCUCGGGAAACUGUUUGUUUUCUUCAACAGGAUUUUUGAGGAUAAAGAAAGUGGAUUAACUGAGAUUGGGUUUCAGUUUGAUCUGGAGGGUAAUCUCUGGGGGGUUGGAAGAAAUGAAGAUGGAGACGAUUCGGGUUGGGGAUCAAGAUUAUUCACAGCUUCAAGAUCAAACCUGAGCAACUGGAUAUUUCUUGAACAACUAUCUAAUCCCAAUAUUUUUGAAUCACCAAAGAUGUUUCGUCAUGGUGGUGAUCUUUUCCUUGUUGCAAGAACAGACCCUGAUGGUCAAUUUUGGUCGAGGGACAAUCCACUGUUAAACACAUUACCGGCAUGGGAUGGUUUUUCACUGAGGCAGCAUGGAACAGGUAUCUGGAAACUGAAUACGGAAACAGGAUCUUUGGAACAGGUUCUUACUUUGGCUGGUUGUGGAGACACAGCUUUCCCAAGUAUUGUCAGAAAAUCCAGACACGCCUACAUAAUAUUCAAUUAUUCAAGCACUCUGGAGGAUAAUUGUCCUCAUAACUGGAUAAUGGGUCAGAUAUCACCAGCCGGAAGUGUCAUCUAUAUGCAGGAAAUUGUGUUUGAAGUGCAGACAGACUGAAGAAAUCAGGAAUCGCUGAAAGAUAUCAUGGAUUAAUAACAAUACAGAUAGAACACUAGAUGUCGUCUUUUGAGGAUUUAAAGGUUUGUCGUUUACAGAAACCCUGAGACAGAAGCCCAAAGGAGUUCCGCGCAGGCAACGUUGGGCAUCUGCCUAAUGGUUAAUAUGAACGAAAAAUCCCUAAAUCUUGAAAAUAAGACAUCUAGUGUUCUAUCUGUAUUUUUAUUAAUCUAUGAUAUGUAUUCAGUUACAGGGUGUCCCAGAAAACAUGGCGACUUGAAGGUUGUCUUUGAUUUUUGAAAUAAUUUACAACAUUUAUUCGUAAAGCAAAUUUUAGAAGUAAAAUUCUUGAGGUAAUAAUUACAACAUAUGUACAAAAUGUAGUCUGCCUUUUUUGUGCUCUAAAUAUUACCGGAGAUAUAAUAUUCAGAUUUCGACAAUUUUGGUUUAAUUAAUAAAAUUAAAAUUGAAAUUGAAAUAUUGAAAGCACAAAAAAAGCAGACCACAUUUGGAAAUCCCAGGACUAGGAUUAUUUUGGGAUUAUUUUCAAAAUUCAUACAUGUGAAAGAAGGUUGACUACUGAAUGUCUCAAAUAAAUUCAAAUAUUAAAGACGACUUUAAAAUCGUUUUUCUACUGACAUGUUAUGUGGGACACCCUGUAUUUACGAAACAAGACAAUUGGUGAAUAGUUUAGAAUGUCUUCUUCCAUAAUUUGUUAAGU